Molecule: messenger RNA, 1370 nt
Organism: Hirundo rustica (Barn swallow)
Lineage: Eukaryota; Metazoa; Chordata; Aves; Passeriformes; Hirundinidae
Gene: NSUN4
Product: NOP2/Sun RNA methyltransferase 4
Exons: 6
Coding region: 16-1221 (401 amino acids)
Biological process (GO): rRNA methylation
Cellular component (GO): mitochondrial large ribosomal subunit
Molecular function (GO): methyltransferase activity
Source: RefSeq, a predicted model, not a curated record
GCCAUGUAGUACUUCAUGCAGAUUCAGACUUUUAUUAUUUGGGCCGCCACGGCCCCGCGCAUCCCGUCCACGCGGCUGGCGCUGCACCACUUCGACACGAGCUACAGCCUGCGCCUGGGCGCGCUGCGGCCCUCGGUGCGUGCUGGCCUGCUCUGCGAGCAGAAGUACGGGGCCCUCCUCAACAACUUCGCUGCUGCUGACCACGUUCCCCAAGAGCUGGAGCCGCUCAACGCCGCCGAUUUCGUUUCCGAGGCCUCCCAAAAGGCGCAGCAAUGGCAGCGCGGUGCAGCUGUGGGGGCAGCGGCCAGAGGGUGCCAGGAAGGCUCUGGAGAGGGCAGGACUGUGAUGCAGGCAGAAAUGAUGGCACAGGCAGAGAUGAUGGCACAGGCAGAGAUGUCCCCACCACUUGGCGCCUCCAUCAGCUCCAAAAUCAAGUGCUACACCUUCCCCAGGGGCGACAUCACGCGCUUUCGCCCUGCACGGCCGGAUUCUCUGGGGCUCCUCGACUAUUACCUCAUGGAUGCAGCAUCUCUCCUGCCUGUCCUGGCGCUCAACGUGCAGCCGGGUGACUUUGUCCUCGACCUCUGUGCGGCUCCGGGUGGGAAGACUCUGGCUCUGCUGCAGACUGGGUUUUGUGGGCAUCUGGCAGCCAACGACAUCUCCAUUUCCCGGACAAAGAGGCUGUACCAGAUUCUCCACAGCUAUGUCCCCAGAGAAGUCAGGGAUACUGUGAGUGUCACGUCCUAUGAUGGAAGGGACUGGGACCAGGUGAAAGGUGGCACUUUCCAUAAGGGGGCUGGGGCGGGAUCUCUGCUGCUGCAGGUGCUGGUGGAUGUUCCCUGCACGACAGACAGACACUCUGCCACGGAGGAGGACAACAACAUCUUCCACAAGAGGCGAACCAAGGAGCGUCAGAUGCUGCCCAUGCUGCAGCUGCAGCUGCUGAUGGCCGGGAUCCUGGCGGCGAAGCCGGGAGCAGAGGUGGUGUAUUCCACGUGCUCCCUGUCCCCGCUGCAGAACGAGUGUGUGGUUGAGAGGGCGCUGGACAUUGCAGAAGCCCAGUUCAACAUCAGCAUCCACGUUGAGGACUUGAGCCACUUCCGGACGCUCUUCCAGGACACGUUUUCCUUCUUCUCGGACUGCCGGCUCGGGGAGCUUGUCCUGCCUCACCUCACAGCCAACUUUGGGCCGAUGUAUUUCUGCAAAUUGCGUCGGAUGUAGAAGGGGUGACGCACUCUGUCUGCCGUCAGGGAAUAGCCCAGUAUUUAAGGGAGAGCAGAAUUGCUUUGUAUUUAUUUUUCUUUCUAAAAUCUCCCAAAGGAAGCCUGCUUUUUUACUGCAGACGUAGGGAAUAAAUGAGAAAGACCUGC